AUGUCACUGAAUACAAUGGCAGUGGCUGCGUACAUUGAUAGCAAUUGGUUCGUGUCGAUACUUUGUACGGCUGUGAGCAGUCUGGUUGGAUGGCCAUUCGCUGCGGUGUUGGGUUUACCCGUAGUGUUGGAGAUGCUGGUGUGCAGACCGAAACGUUUGCUGUUGAAGUUCGUCAACUAUGCGAUUAUGUGCGGU
This is a messenger RNA of Anisakis simplex (herring worm), 195 nucleotides long. The record is from the annotation of a GenBank genome assembly. NCBI's taxonomy places the organism in Eukaryota, Metazoa, Nematoda, Chromadorea, Rhabditida, Anisakidae.